This is a messenger RNA of Hyphopichia burtonii NRRL Y-1933, 1215 nucleotides long. Its product is annotated as S-adenosylmethionine-dependent methyltransferase. The record is from RefSeq and is a predicted model, not a curated record. NCBI's taxonomy places the organism in Eukaryota, Fungi, Ascomycota, Pichiomycetes, Serinales, Debaryomycetaceae. Bases 1 to 1215 code for a protein of 404 amino acids. The transcript has a single exon. Gene Ontology annotation, molecular function: S-adenosylmethionine-dependent methyltransferase activity.
AUGAGUGCUACUCAGGAAGAUUAUGAAGAGUUCAAAGCGUUGACUUCUACAUUAUCAGCAUUUUAUAAUUAUCACAAAUGGGAGUAUGAAGAGCUAAUUAAACCAAGAAAGCUCAAACUAGCUUCAUUGAGUGACGAAGAACAAGAGUUAAUACCGUGGUACCCAAAACAUAUUGAUGAUAUUAAUAUAAGUGUUGGAAUUAAUGAAGAAUUUACCAAGGCAUUAGCCACAAGUAUUCUGUUGGAUUGGGGGGUGUCUAAUAGUCCGGACCAAUGGUCACAACCAACCCCAUCAGACUUUGAUAAAGUUCGCAGUACGUUAUUACAAUUGAGUAGAGAAUGGAGUACCGAUGGGAUAAAUGAAAGAAAGAUUGGGUAUGAGAAUAUAAUUGAUGAAUUGACUGAAUUAUAUCCAAAUGUUGAAGAACGCCAAAAUGUUAAAAUCUUAGUGCCAGGGUGUGGUUUGGGUAGAUUGGUUUUAGAGCUUGUAAUGAAAGGUUUUUGGACUCAAGGAAAUGAGUUUAGUUAUCAUAUGUUAUUAACAUCGAAUUUUAUUUUGAAUCAUUGUAUUUAUCCAAAUCAUUAUACUAUAUUCCCAUUUUUACAUAAAUCGUCCCAUCUAAGUAAAAAAAUCAAUCAAAUAAGACCAAUUACUAUACCAGAUAUAAAUCCAUUAAUAAUACAUGAUUUGAAAAAAGAAAAUCCUUCAAUACCUUAUGAAGAAUUAAUGUCAAUGACUGCAGGUUCAUUUGUUGAUCUCUAUGGGCCUCCCUCGUUAUCAUUACUGGAAACUUAUACGGAUAAUUCCGAAGCUUCGGAAUUUAGAAAAGAAAAUAAAGAAUCUUUUGAUGUUUUAACAACUUGUUUCUUCAUUGAUACUGCUUCUAAUAUCAUUGAUUAUUUGAAAACUAUCCAUUAUUCGUUAAAACCAAAUGGAAUUUGGAUUAAUUUUGGUCCUCUUUUAUGGCAUUUCGAAGACUACUCAAGCACCCAUCAUAUUUCAAAAAAAUUGAAAAAAGAUGGUCCAAUGGAAACAAUUCCAAAUAUUUUAAAAGGUUUAGAAUUAUCAAGAGAUGAUUUAAUUGAAUUGGCUGAAAAAAUCGGUUUCAAAUUCGAAAAAAGAAUAAGCGAUAUAGAAUCCACUUACAGCAGCGACGUCAGGGCCUUGGGCGAAUUUGUAUAUAAAUGUGAAUACUGGGUAGCCCGUAAAAUUUAA